Molecule: messenger RNA, 2127 nt
Organism: Mangifera indica (mango)
Lineage: Eukaryota; Viridiplantae; Streptophyta; Magnoliopsida; Sapindales; Anacardiaceae
Product: ribosomal RNA processing protein 1 homolog
Exons: 1
Coding region: 190-1866 (558 amino acids)
Biological process (GO): rRNA processing
Cellular component (GO): nucleus; preribosome, small subunit precursor; preribosome, large subunit precursor
Source: RefSeq, a predicted model, not a curated record
UUUAAUCUCCUAUACGCACACGUGCGCGGUGGCACUGGAAAUUCCUCUAGGGUUAAGGAAGCUUGCCUGGGUCUCCAGCACAAACGCCAAUCCAAUUUUACUCAUCGUUCCAGGUCUUCUAACAAAACCCUCAACCCUCUACGAAUCUAAUUCCUCACUUCACUUCUCAACAAACCCACACACCCACCCAUGGACGCCCCCAAAAAUGGCGCCUCUCUCAUAAAGCAGCUAGCUUCAUCCCACAAACCCACCCGCGACAAGGCCCUCCGCCUCCUCCUCAACGCCUGGCUCCCCGCCCAGACUCAAAUUUCCGAUAACGACAUGAAGAAGCUCUGGAAAGGCCUCUUUUAUUGCGUCUGGCACGCCGAUAAACUCCCCGUUCAAACUCAGCUGAUCCAAAACCUCUCUUCUUUCCUCCCCUCCCUUCCCCUCCCCCUCUCUAUCCAUUACUUCUCCGUGUUCUUCCUCACAAUGCGCUCCGAGUGGCCCGGCAUUGACAAUCUCAGGUUAGACAAGUUCUAUUUACUGAUUAGGACUUUCUUGCGUUAUUUUUUCGAGAUUUUCAAGAAGCAUUCGUGGGAUUUCGAGAUUUCUAGGAGAUUAAUGAAUGUUUUAAUUGAUAAUUGUGUUUUAGAUGAGGGUAAGGUUAAAGGUGAUGGUGUAAAUUAUUAUGUUGUUUCGAUUUUUGUUGAGGAGCUUAGUCCGUUUUUGCCUUUGAGGAAGGAGGUUGUUGAGGAAGUCUUUGGGCCGUUUAUUUCGAUUAUGGGGAAAGGGCAAGAUAAGGUGUUGUUAUCAAAGAUUAAGAGUGGGGUGUUUGAGGUGUUGUUGAAGAUGGGGAAGAAAUUGUUGGAGAUGAAGAAAUCGGGAUGUGAGGUUGAUUUGGCCGAUGAGGUUGUGAAGUUGGGGACAAUUGCGUUAGUCAUGGGAUUUUCGGCUAAGUUUUUUGAGUUUGGAUCUUCUGUUGAGUGUCUUCAAGGGAAUAGGAAGGUGUUGUUUGGUUUGCAUGAAGAGUUUCUUAAUGUGGAGAAGGACUUGGAGUCUUCUGGUAUUGUUAUUUCUAUUCCUGUGGUUGAUGUCGAUGAUGAAGAUGAUGAGGUGCCGGAUUUGGUUCCUAUUAACAAUCACAUGGAAGUGGAUGCAGCCCCAGACGGUGUUGUCCUAGAAACUUCUAGCAAAGUCUUGAAGAAACUCAAAAAGGCCAAAAAGGUGUCUAGUGGCAAUGACGAAAAGGAGAAAAAGCGGAAGAAGAAGAAGAAAAGUAAUCCUGUAUCUGACCUUGGUGGUGAAAAUGGUAUUUGUGAUAAGGAAGAGGAGAAUGUAGACUGUGCAGCUCAUGAUAUUUCAAAUGAUGAGCAUAGUGCUGAUCCUAAUUUGAUUUCUUAUAAUCAGUCUUUGGUAUCCAAUCUCCACAUGCAGUUUGAGAAAGUUGCUGCUGAAGUCGGCUUGGAAAAUAAUGUUGAAAGUACUUGUGAUUUACCAAAAAUUGCAGUUAAUGGAACUGUCUCCAAGAAGAGGAAGAGAGCAAAGAGUGCCAGUGGACAAUAUUCAAAGAACCCAGACUCUGACCAGGUAGAUGCUGAAGUUAGCCUAAGUGCAAAGAGUAGGGAGAAGAGUGCAAAGAAGGUAAAGUUUUCCAUGAAAAACAACUUAGUGUGGAAGCCCCAAAGUCCUUUACCACCACAAAGUUUGAGAUUACCUCCUUCUGCUACCCCAAGAGGCAGUGCACUCAAGAAAGGGGUGCCACCAGGUCCUAUCAGGGAGAUGCCGCUUGCAAUUAAAAAGGCAAAGCAAAGAGCUAAAUCUACAAAGAAAGCUCGGAAGGUGAUAAAGAUUGUGAAGAAGAUAAAGUCUCAUUCCACCCAAUAGGGUAUAGUUUUUGGUUGUGUUUGUUGAAUGAAAACCCAUUUUAUUAUUGGUUGCAUUAUUCUCUUGCUUUCUUUUGCUGUGUAAUUUUUUAAAAACAUUAUUAGUUUAACCAAUUGAGUAAAAUUGAUGUGUAGAGGAUAGGUUUUGUUUUUAAUUGAAGUUAUUUCCUGAUAAUGGGAUAUGUAACUCUCAUAAGUCAUUUUAUCCUCCAUUUUUUAUGUUACACACAUGCUAGUAUGUAGCAUGCAUUUAUUUGGAUCA